Messenger RNA from Brassica oleracea var. oleracea, 1652 nucleotides. Its product is annotated as AP2-like ethylene-responsive transcription factor AIL1. NCBI's taxonomy places the organism in Eukaryota, Viridiplantae, Streptophyta, Magnoliopsida, Brassicales, Brassicaceae. The record is from RefSeq and is a predicted model, not a curated record. The transcript has 10 exons. Gene Ontology annotation, biological process: regulation of DNA-templated transcription. Gene Ontology annotation, molecular function: DNA-binding transcription factor activity; DNA binding. The coding region runs from base 33 to 1406 and encodes 457 amino acids.
AAACACACAAACCCUACAUAUGUUGUGGAACUAUGGGAGAGAGAGAAACAUUGAGUAGAGAGAGAAAGGGAGAAGAGAUGAACAAAUGGUUGGGGUUUUCUUUGACACCUCAUUUGAGAAUCUCCGAUAGAGUUCAAGAAGAAGACGAAGAAAACUAUGUUGCGACUAAUCAACAAAAGGCUCUCAUGCCUCAUUCGGAUGGUUCUCCCUUUUUCACUGAUCCUCUCACACAUCAUCCUCAUCCUGUCUGGCAAUAUGAUAUUAACCUUAAUCAUGAUGAUGAUCAUCAUCAUGACGAAGAAGUGCCAAAGCUGGAAGAUUUCUCCUCCAACUCUCAUCAAACCGAGUGUCCUCCUAUAAGCGGCAAUUACCAAACCAAUGUGAACUGCACUACAAUGCUUAACAGAUUAAGCCCACAUGGUUACCUUCUCUGCGAGCAAACCGUAUCUACACCACAAUACUCGAACCUAGAUACCAACCUAAGCCGUGAUUAUGGAGGUUCGGUCUCGGUUUUCAAAUCUUGGUUAGGGCAAGGCACUCCAACAUUUCCAGUCUCGAAUACUUAUGUUAGUGGAGAGGGCAGUACGAGCAAUACUAGUAACUUUAGUCACGAAGAGACUGAUUAUAACACCAGUGGCUCGACGUUAUUGUUGACUAUGAGCCAUGGCGCUGCUUCUGAUCUGAUCAACGAAUUAAAUGUAUCUGUACCGGUGGAAGAACCGGUUAAGGUAGACGAGAAGAGAAAGAGUUUGGUCGGUAAAUCGCAGGCCAAGGAACCGGUGGAAACGAGGAAGUCGGUUGAUAGUUUAGGGCAAAGAACUUCUCAGUAUCGUGGAGUUACAAAACAUAGGUGGACAGGGAGAUAUGAAGCUCACUUAUGGGACAAUAGCUGUAAGAAAGAAGGACAGUCGCGAAGGGGAAGACAAGUGUAUCUUGGAGGGUAUGAUGAUGAGGAGAAAGCUGCGAGGGCUUAUGAUUUAGCGGCCAUGAAGUAUUGGGGUCCUACUACUCACUUAAAUUUCCCUUUGAGUAAUUACGAAAAGGAGAUGGAGGAACUCAACAACAUGACUAGGCAAGAAUUUGUUGCCAUGUUGAGGAGGAAUAGCAGUGGAUUUUCAAGGGGAGCUUCGAUUUACAGAGGAGUCACAAGGCAUCAUCAACAUGGAAGAUGGCAAGCUAGGAUCGGAAGAGUUGCUGGAAACAAAGACUUGUACCUUGGCACAUUUAGCACGCAAGAAGAAGCAGCGGAGGCGUACGAUAUCGCGGCAAUAAAAUUCAGAGGUGUAAACGCUGUUACCAAUUUCGAUAUAUGCAGAUACGACGUGAAGAGAAUAUGUUCAAACUCUACGAUCAUCAAUAGUGACCAGGCCAAACGUUCACCCUCCAACUUUGCCUCUGGCCAAUAACGAUUAAAGUGAAACUCCUUGCCGGAGAGGGGACGGUCCCAGGUUGACAAGAAAUCUGUAAGAAAACCAAAAUACCCUUCGAAAUAUGAACGGUAUCCAAGAGACCAAAAUACCCUUCGAGAUCUGAACGGUACCCAUCGAGAUAUGAUUGGGAGGUAUGUGGCAGAGAUUAAGUCAGAAGAUCCUAAAAAUCAAUUGUGGGGAACAAGAUGAAUGUGGUCCUUAGUUUGAGGGGGAGAAUGUGAG